CUCCUCUCCCAGCCACGUGUCCCAAAGCAGCUCCUUGGACAAGGUUCGUCUGGACGGGGACAAGUUUGUACCUCCGGCCACCCGUAAGGUGGAGAUGAAACGAGAUCCAGUCCUGGGCUUUGGCUUUGUGGCAGGCAGUGAGAAACCAGUGGUGGUUCGGUCAGUCACACCAGGUAAACACACCAGCCCACCUGUAAACCAAUCACCAUUGCAUAUAUAUAUAUAUAUAUAUAUAGCCAUUAGCAACAGGAAGUAAGAUGUAGUACUAUACUGUAUAUCCAAUGGUGACCAGAUGACAAAAGAUGGCGACCAAUGGGUGAUGAUGACAUCCAAUGAAAGCCUGUGUUAUAUUAAUUGACCAUGCACUUUAGGGUACUUCAUAAAUUAGUUAAACCUAAGCCUAAAGGCCAGAGUACAAUGGAUUCAGAAAACAAAGAUGAAUUACUAGCUAGAAACAUUGUUAAUUGGUACCACUGUGGUUCCCUGUGUGUUGGUAGGGGGUCCCUCGGAGGGCAGACUGACCCCCGGAGACGAGAUCAUCAUGAUUAACGAUGAGCCGGUCAGCUCCGCCCCCAGGGAGAAGGUCAUCGACCUCGUCAGGUACAGGAACUCAAACUUCUCUGAUAAACCUGCCGAGUUUAGAUGGGAUUUAUGUUUGUACUGUAGCCCAGUUCUUUCCUGGAACAUUGUGACGUCAAGCUGUGUGUGCUUUGCGUGGCUGAGUCAUUUUCAUCACUAGUGCGUCAUUAGACAGUAAAUGUCUGUAUGAAUCCAUGAAUGCCUGUUUAAAUUGGAUAACUAACUAAAAGAAACAAACAGUGAACGUUAUACUUUUAGGAUAAUUCCCUCUGUAUAGUUUCAAUGUCAACACCAAUAAUAAUGUGUAGGUACAUGUAGACAGCUUUUAGCCCACUGCUGCACCAUGCGGGUCCAACCGUAUACUAGUGGGAAUUAUUUCCAUGCGUCUUAUUAGAUUGAUGUGUUUGACUCAGUUGAGUGAGUGAGUGAGUGAGUGAGUGAGUGAGUGAGUGAGUGAGUGAGUGAGUGAGUGAGUGAGUGAGUGAGUGAGUGAGUGAGUGAGUGGCUGAGUGGCUGAACGGUCAGAGUCCUCUCAUGACCAACAGUACAUGUUGUGUAUGUAAACUUCUGACCCACUGGGAAUGUGAUGAAAGAAAUAAAAAGCUGAAAGAAAUAAUUCUCUCUACUAUUAUUCUGACAUUUCACAUUCUUAAAAUAAAGUGAUGAUCCAAACUGACCUAAGAAAGGACAUUUUUACUAGGAUUAAAUGUCAGGAAUUGUGAAAAACUGAGUUUCAAUGUAUUUGGCUAAGGUGUAUGUAAACUUCUGAAUGUUGUGUAGUGGGUCUGUACAGCAGAUUAUAUGACAAUAAGGAGUCCAGUUACUGCUCCCAUGGCCUUGCAGUGUGCUGUUUCUCAGCAGUAAACCACUGUACCAAUACAGAAUUAACGGCCAGGCUUGAGUUAUCGCUAGAACAGAUUGCCGUAACACUUUAUUUAGAGACCGUCUCUAGAUGCUCUACAGACUAUCUACAAACUAUCAGUAACAUUUCAACUAACUAUCUACUAACCCUAACCCUAAACGUAACCCUUACCCUAAACUUAACCAUUACCCCUAACCCUUAUUCUGAACCUAACCCUAACUGUAACCUUAGGAAGCAGUUAUCAACAGAUACACUACAUUACCAAAAGUAUGUGGACACCUGCUCGUAUUACGUCUCAUUCCAAAAUCAUGGGCAUUAAUAUGGAGUUGGUCCCCCCCUUUGUUGCUAUAACAGCCUCCACUCUUCUGGGAAGGCUUUCCAGUAGAUGUUGGAAUAUUGCUGCGGGGACUUGAUUCCAUUCAGCCACAAGAGCAUUAGUGAGGUCUGGCACUGAUGUUGGGCGAUUAGGCCUGGCUUGCAGUCUGCGUUCCAAUUAAUCCCAAAGGUGUUCGAUUGGGUUGAGGUCAGGGCUCUGUGCAGACCAGUCAAGUUCUUCCACACCGAUCUCGACAAACCAUUUCUGUAUGGACCUCGCUUUAUGCACGGGGGCAUUGUCAUGCUGAAACAGGAAAGGGCCUUCCCCAAACAGUUGCCACAAAGUUGGAAGCACAGAAUCAUCUAGAACGUCUUGCUUCCGGACAAGCUAAACACCUUCUUCGCCCAUUUUGAGGAUAACACAGUGCCACCGACGCGGCCCGCUACCAAGGACUGUGGGCUCUCCUUCUCCGUGGCCGACGUGAGUAAGACAUUUAAGCAUGUUAACCCUCGCAAGGCUGCCGGCACAGACGGCAUCCCUAGCUGCGUCCUCAGAGCAUGCGCAGACCAGCUGGCUGGAGUGUUUACGGACAUAUUCAAUCUCUCCCGAUCCCAGUCUGCUGUCCCCACUUGCUUCAAGAUGUCCACCAUUGUUCCUGUACCCAAGAAAGCAAAGGUAACUGAACUAAAUGACUAUUGGUCCGUAGCACUAACUUCUGUCAUCAUGAAGUGCUUUGAGAAGCUAGUUAACCUCUUAAGGAUCUGACCCUUUUUUUCAAUUUUCGUCUAAAAUGACAUACCCAAAUCUAACUCCCUGUAGCUCAGGACCUGAAGCAAGGAUAUGCAUAUUAUUGGUAUCAUUUUAAAGGAAAAACUUUGAAGUAUGUGGAAAUGUUAAAUUAAUGUAGGAGAAUAUAACACAUUAGAUCUGGUAAAAGAUAAUACAAACAAAAAAACAUGCGUUUUCUAUUUUAAUUUUUUUUAUCAUUAGCUUAUACACUAACUUGAUGGAUGAUGGAUGAUUAGCGUAUACACUAACUUUCACACAUCUAGAUGGCCGGGUGGGGUGGGUGUGGAGCCACAGACAGCAGGGGUUCAAACUGUAGAACCCAGUUCCUACAUUUGAAUAUAAAAAUAGAUUUUUUCAAAAACAAAAUACGCUACAUUUUAUCUCUGGGACCCUUAGGAUGACAAAUCAGAGCAAGAUUACUGAAUGUAAGUACAUUAUUUAGAAGUGAAUGUAUCAAACCAGUUGCCGUGAUACGUUUUUUGUUGAUGUGCACUCUCCUCAAACAAUAGCAUGGUAUUUUAAUUUAAGCUUUUUUAAUUUUAUUUAAGCUUUCAUGCCCAUAUAAGACAUGUCUAUGUCCUGGAAAGUUUGCUGUUACUUACAACAGUCAUGCUAAUCACAUUAGCGCAUGUUAGCUCAAACGUCCCAUAUACGGGACACCGAUCCCGUAAAGGUUAAGGAUCAUAUCACCUCUACCUUACCUGACACCCUAGACCCACUUCAAUUUGCUUACCUCCCCAAUAGAUCCACAGACAAUGCAAUCGCCAUUGCACUGACCACUACCCUAUCCCAUCUGGACAAGAGGAAUACCAAUGUAAGAAUGCUGUUCAUUGACUAUAGCUCAGCCUUCAACACCAUAGUACCCUCCAAGCUCAUCAUUAAGCUCAGGGCCCUGGGUCUGAACUCCGCCCUUUGCAACUUGGUCCUGGACUUCCUGAUGGGCUGCCCCCAGGUGGUGAAGGUAGGAAACAUCACCAUUUCGCUGAUCCUCAACACAGGGACCCCACAAGGGUGCAUGCUCAGCCCCCUCCUGUUCUCCCUGUUCACCUAUGACUGUGUGGCCAAGCAAGCCUCCAACUCAAUCAUCAAGUUUGCAGACGACACAACAGUAGAAGGCCUGAUUUCCAACAAUGACGAGGCAGCCUACAGGGAGGAGGUGAGGGCUCUGGGAGAGUGGUGCCAGGAAAAUAUCCUCUCACUCAACGUCAACAAAAUGAAGGAGCUGAUCGUGGACUUCAGGAAACAGCAGAGGGAGCACGCCUCUAUCCACACUGACGAGACCGCAGUGGAGAAGGUGGAAAGCUUCAAGUUCCUCUGCGUACACAUCACUGACAAACUGAAAUGGUCCACCCACACAGACAGUGUGGUGAAGAAGGCACAACAGUGCCUCUUCAACCUCAGGAGGCUGAAGAAAUUUGUCUUGGCCCCUAAAACCCUCACAAACUUUUACAGAUGUACAAUUGAAAGCAUCCUGUCGGGCUGUAUCAUCGCUUGGUAUGGCAACUGCACUGCCCGCAACCGCAGGGCUCUCCAGAGGGUGGUAUGGUCUGCCCAACGCAUCACUAGGGGCACACUACCUGCCCUCCAGGACACCUACAGCACCCGAUGUCACAGGAAAUACAAAAAGAUAAUCAAGGACAUCAUCUACCCGAGCCACGGCCUGUUCAUCCCGCUAUCAUCCAGAAGGCAAGGUCAGUACAGGUGCAUCAAAGCUGGGACCGAGAGACUGAAAACAGCUUCUAUCUCAAGGCCAUCAGACUAUUAAAUAGCCAUCACUAGCCGGCUACCACCUGGCUACUCAACCCUGCAACUUAGAGGCUGCUGCCCUGUAUACAUAGACAUGGAAUCACUGGCCCCUUUAAUAAUGGAACACUACUCACUUUAAUAACAUUUACAUACUGCUCUACUCAUCUCAAAUGUAUAUGCUGUAUUUUAUUCUACUGUAUUUUAAUGCUACCCCGACAUUGCUCGAUCUAAUAUUUAUAUAUUUCUUAAUUCCAUUAUUUUACUUUUAGAUUUGUGUGUAUUGUUGUGAAUUGUUAGAUAUUACUGCACUGUUGGAGAUAGGAACACAAGCAUUUCGCUACACCCGCAAUAACAUCUGCUAAAUAUGUGUAUGUGACCAAUAAAAUUUGAUUUGAUUUGAUUUGAAUGUCAUUGUAUGCUGUAGCGUUAAGAUUUCCCUUCACUGGAACUAAGGGGCCUAGCCCGAACCAUAAAAAACUGCCCCAGACCAUUAUUCCUCCUCCACCAAACAUUACAGUUGGCACUAUGCAUUUAGGCAGGUAGUGUUCUCCUGCCAGAUGGUGAAGAAUGAUUCAUCGCUCCAGAGAACGCGUUUCCACUACUCCAGUCCAAUGGGUUCGAGAUUUACACCACUCCAGACGACGCUCAGAAUUGCGCAUUGUGAUCUUAGGCUGCUCGGCCAUGGAAACCAAUUUCAUGAAGCUCCCGAUGAACAGUUCUUGUGCGUUCAGCACUCGGCGGUCCCGUUCUGUGAGCUUGUGUGACCUACCACUUCGCGGCUGAGCCGUUGUUGCUCCUAGAUGUUUCCACUUCACAAUAACAGCACUUACAGUUGGCCGGGGGCAGCUCUAGCAGGGCAGAAAUUUGACAAACUGACUUGUUGGAAAGGUGGCAUCCUAUGACAGUGCAAUGUUGAAAGUCACUGAGCUCUUCAGUAAGGCCAUUAUAUGGAGAUUGCAUGUCUACGUGCUCAAUUUUAUAUACCUGUCAGCAACGGGUGUGGCUGAAAUAGCCAAAUCCACUAAUUUGAAAGGGGUGUCCACAUACUUUUGUAUAUAAAGUGUAGUUUGUUGAUAGUAUGACCAUCUAUAGAGCAUCUACAGAUGGACUAUCCAGACUAUCCAAAUAACGUGUGGCCCAGAUUGCUCAUCUUGUUAGCCCAUCUUCGUAGGUUUAUUUCUAACAGUCAUAAUCUGCCCACUGUAGGAGAAACAAUGCCUGACUCAGAGUUGAUUAAUCGACUUCUGCUGAAUUUGACAUAUUUAUCUUUUCAAUCUAUAAUGAUGUUUUUGGCUGGUUUGUGUUGUAUUUCCUUUCUGUAGGAGCUGCAAGGAAUCCAUUGUGUUGACAGUGGUUCAACCGUAUCCAGUAAGUCUCACUCCCAGAUUCAGAGCAAACUCCUGGGGAACAGAUUUCAAUAGACUGUUUGUCUGCGAUGCUGAUUAGUUUGUUGACUCUGUGAAUCCGAGACAAUCCGAGACAUGAAACGUGUGACCAUAUGUCUGUCAAUGUGUAGUAACAGGCAGGACACUGCUGAGUGUUCCCCUGGUUAACUCACUGGGACUCCAGCCCAAACGGUGAAUACUGAACAUGGUCCAAGUCCUCUCAUGGUUGCUUCAAACCCUAGCAUGAGACCCCAGGUUAACGUGAACCUGCCAUGUCAACAGUUGUUAGGACUAGGGAGGACUAUGUGGUGAUGGAUUCAAUGCCACAGUAACAGCUAUUGCGAAUGUCAGUGGUAUGAUUUGUAGAAUAGGUCAAUGAGAUGGAUGUGUAUUGUCAUCACCAGAAUAGACAAUGAUUUGAUUUUGAUUUUGUCUAUUGUGCUGUGUGUUCAAGCUCUAGCAGAAAUCACACUGUGUUGUAACCUGGCUUUAGGAAGCACAUUUCAGAAGUAACUGUAGAGAAAACAAUAGUGGUUUAUGUAUUAAAAAAGUAGCAAUUACAUCCAGAAAGGCUGCACAAAAGUUUUAAAACGUAUUAAAUUGAGAGAGAGAGAGAGAGAGAGAGAGAGAGAGAGAGAGAGAGAGAGAGAGAGAGAGAGAGAGAGAGAGAGCUGAUUUUCUGUGACUUUUCUGAAGGGGAAGACCUGUUGACAACAGUUGUUUUUAUUCUAUUUCUCCCUCCCACCCCCACUCCUAGUCGCCCAAAUCUGCGUUCAUCAGUGCAGCCAAAAAGGCCAAGUUAAAGUCUAAUCCAGUGAAAGUCCGCUUCGCAGAGGAGGUCAUCAUUAACGGUCAGGUCCCGGUAAGACCUAGAGCACUGUACUAAAACAAUACAUCCCUCACUGUGUCAUGUCAUUGUAUACCAGUGUUCUCCAAAAGCCCAAAAGUAUGCACCAAUGAUAAUGACCUUGAAUCUUCUAAUAUUUCAAAAUACAUUACACUGUUAAACAGUAUUGGACGCAGUCGUGUUCUUCUUCACAUUGCCAUUACUGAUCGUUUUUCCCAUUAUCUUCCAUUUCACGGUGUAGCCUACUGAUCAAUAUGGAAGCUAUUGUAAUAAUCUCCAUUAUCUUCCCCCAUUUCACAGUGUAGCCUACUGAUCAAUAUGGAAGCUAUUGUAAUCAUCUUCAUUAUCUUCCCCCAUUUCACAGUGUAGCCUGCUGAUCAAUAUAGAAGCUAUUGUAAUCACCUCCAUUAUCUUCGCCCAUUUCACAGUGUAGCCUGCUGAUCAAUAUAGAAGCUAUUGUAAUCACCUCCAUUAUCUUCCCCCAUUUCACAGUGUAGCCUGCUGAUCAACAUGGAAGCUAUUGUAAUCACCCUCAUGAUCUUCCCCCAUUUCACAGUGUAGCCUGCUGAUCAACAUGGAAGCUAUUGUAAUCACCCUCAUUAUCUUCUUAUUUCCAGGAAUCUCUGAAGGACAACUCUCUACUCUUCAUGACAAAUGUUCUGAAGGUGUACCUGGAGAAUGGACAGACCAAAUCCUUUAAGUUUGACAGAAACACAUCCAUUAAGGUAUAGCACCCGGUGCCAUUCAUUAAGACAUUGUAAUGGUGAUAGUGAUUAAUUAAAAAAUGAUUUUUCUAUUUUUCUAUCAUUCAUAGGCCACUUAUAGAAAAGUUAAUUAUUUUGAUCACAGUAGCAUAUCGUAUUAUCUUUACUUAAUUAGGAUUCAGCAGGUGUCCAAAUGUUCCAUUGCACAAAGCACUCCCACAAAGACAUGUCAGCUGUAACUUAAUUUAAGUGUGAUGCAUGGAGAAGUAGGCCAGGGCUUUUUUUCUCAUAGAAAAAAACAUCUCAAAAGUGUACGGUUUUAAUCUGUGUAAUAUUGUGUAACGCGGCUGACAUAAUGUCAAGUUGUGCACUGUAUAAAUAUGAUUAUGGAUGUGAAAGAAAUCCUCCAUUUUGAAUAGCUUUUAUUGAGUAAAACCGCAUUUAUUUUUCCCAUUAUCUUAUUAGGAUAUGCAGCAUUCCAUAAUUGAAUUGUUUGCUUAAGAACACAUACCUGUUUAGCUAGGGUAUGUGUAACGCAAAUGAGUGCCUGACACAUACCAUGUUAAUAAUGAAUGUGUCUUCUGUCCGUGUGAAAGGAUGUCAUCUUGACCCUGCAAGAGAAGCUCUCCAUUAAGAGUAUUGAGCACUUCUCGCUGAUGCUGGAGCACAGAAACGAGGGCUCGGCCAGCAAACUCAUGCUCCUCCACGAGCAGGAGAUGUUAACUCAGGUGAGACGUCAUGGGGGGGGGGGGGGGUAACGACAGUGGAGCGGCCUCAUGCUCGGAUAGCCGACAGAUUGACAAUAUUAGGCCCUAAUACAGUGUAAUCAAAUAUGACCCGCCUUCUUUCUCACAGCCAGUGUGAAAUGAAGUCCCCGUGUAGCUCAGUUGGUAGAGCAUGGCGCUUGCAGCGCCAGGGUUGUGGGUUCGUUGCCCACGUGGGGCCAGUAUGAAAAUGUAUGCACUCACUAACUGUAAGUCGCUCUGGAUAAGAGCGUCUGCUAAAAUGACAAAACAUUUAAAUGUAAUGAGUGUUGGUGGGCGUGUGAUUGAAUGAUUGUAGAGGGAUUGUAUGUGAAAAUAAUGAUUGUAGGGUAACGGUGAACACGAUGCAGACCACCCCAUCAGACAGACUAUAGAUGAAAAUAAAGUACAAUGGGGUUGGAGUAUUGUUUCAUCACCUUUUUCUCAUUGUAAAUAUGUUAAUACAGUCAAAAAAUAAAAUAAAAUAAUUAAUAAUAUAUAUUCAAUAUAAAAAUGAAAAAUGUGUUGUUGUUUUUUUACCUUUUCAAUGAUUAACAUUCUGGUCUUACAUCAAUUUGUUAUAACAAAUGUGAGUUAUAAUUUUUUUUUUUACAUUGACGUUGUUUCUGGAAGCAUACAAAUGAGGAUAUAGAUUUUAAGGCAAUUUGAUAUUUUAUAGGUUUUGUAAUGAGUUUUUAAAAUAGAUAGUCAGCAUUUAAAUCGCAGUAUCUUUAAUCCAUUAUUCAUUAUUCAUGACAUUUCAUCACUAAAUGUUGAUUCCUUGUCCUGGCCUGGUGCCCUAGGCAACACAGAGACCAGGGGCACAGAAGAUGAAAUGCUUCUUCCGUAUCAGCUUUGUCCCGAAGGACCCCGUUGACCUCCUCAAGAGAGAUGCAGUGGCAUUUGAAUACCUCUAUGUUCAGGUGAGUCUCAGCACAUGGAAGACAACACUGCCUGAUGGAAAAGUAUCACGUUUGUUGUGUUAUCAAAAUGUUUAUUUUUGCAUGAUAUUCAUUGAUAUGUAUUUGGUAAGAUUCCUUAUAUAAACAUUAGCUCAGAAAAAUGUAAAUUAUCUGUUGUUGACUUGGAGCCCACCUCAACCAGAGUUACUAGUUGAGCCAAAUGUAACCAUACCAUAGUUACUGUUACUAGGUACUACUGUCUGUUUCAUGGUAAGGAACAAUAGUCUAACCAGUGUAACUCCUCUCCUCUCCUCUCCUCUCCUCUCCUCUCCUCUCCUCUCCUCUCCUCUCCUCUCCUCUCCUCUCCUCUCCUCUCCUCUCCUCACCUCUCCUCUCCUCUCCUCUCCUCUCCUCUCCUCUCCUCUCCUCUCCUCUCCUCAUCUUCUCCCCUUCAAGAGCUGUAAUGACGUGGUGCUGGAGAGAUUUGGGUCAGAGCUGAAAUACGACACAGCCCUGCAUCUGGCUGCCCUGCAGAUGUACAUCCUCACCAUCAACACCAAACAGUCCCAGAAAGUCUCCCUCAAGUACAUUGAGUGAGUAGCUUGUGUUUCACACUGCUGCCCCACCACCAAGUCAACAGGGAACAGAUCCGAUGUCGGUUCUGGUCCCUUAAAGUUCACACAUGGCACUUCCUCACAUGUUCAAUCCAGCAACACAUUGUUAUGAGAUCUUUUGACACCCUCACAACAUUAGACUCUCAACACUUACUCGGUGACUUGUGAAUAAUCUGGAGAAAAAAAAUCCUUAUCUGGCUUGGGUGUCUUCAUGAACAAAUUACAUCCCUGACAGAUACAGUAAUGAUUUUCCCACUGAUUGGUGCGUCGUAAAUACCACAGGUAAUUACUAUGCAUAUUGAUUAUAAUCGACUACCUGUUGGCCAAUCAAUGCACCCCCUCUUUAUGAUUGAUUUUCACUGGAAAAUGCAUUCUGCUGUUGUACAUUAAAUCUGUGUUACCAUGGUUUCUUGCUCUCCAGGAAGGAGUGGGGUUUGGCACUGUUCCUCCCUCCUGCAGUACUGUCCAGUAUGAAAGAGAAGAACAUCAAGAAAGCCCUAACACACAUUCUCAAAACCAACCAGAAUCUGGUAACUCCUGGAAAAAAGGUAGAGUACCUUUAUUAUCUCUCUCCUGUCUCUUCUUCUCCCUCUCUCUCCUGUCUCUUCUUCUCCCUCUCUCUCUCUCUCCCUCUCUCCCUCUCUCUCCUAUCUUCUCUUCUUCUCUCUCUCUCUCCUGUCUUCUCUUCUCUCUCUCUCCUGUCUCCUCUUAUCCCCCUCUUCUCCAGCUCACUCUUAACGCACCACCUAGGGGAAUACUCAACCAGAAUUGUGAAUAUUUUCUGAUUUGUCAUGCUCUCAUACAUUUCCCACGGUUAGAUAAUGUAAUGCGUCACUGUGACCAAUCACAGCGCCACUUUCUUUGUAAAAUAAAUCGUCUGUGCACAUUCAUACAACGUCAAUAGCCUAAAUUGCUCAUGUUCUCUUUCAGCUGUCAGCAUUGCAGGCCAAGGUCCACUAUCUGAAGUAUCUCAGUGACCUGAGACUGUAUGGAGGGCGGGUGUUUAAAUCUAUACUGCUGGUAAAUAACUACCUCUUCUUUUCUGAACUUUUGAGUAACGACACAUCAAAUAUCAGAAUAUCAUAUCUCAUAAUAAGUUAUUAAUGGAGUCUGUGUAUUCAGGGGUGGACUGGCCAUCUGGCAUUUCGGGCAAAUGCCAGAUGGGCUGGUCCAUUUUUAGCCCAGUGGGCCUGUUUAACUUUUUUUUUUGCAGAAAAUGAUCAUUUUCUGGCUAAUAAUGGGUGCCUUAAGGGAAAAAUGGGCCGGUGUGGGAGCCUCAAGAGAAAAAAAAAAGGUCCUGUGUGUUUGAAAUGCCAGGGCCGAUUUGUGUUCCCAGUCCGCCCCGUGUGUAUUGCCUUUAAAUGGUUUCCCUUCUGCUUUAUGCCCACAGCAAGGAGAGAAGCACACAGAGGUGACUCUACUAGUGGGUCCCAGGUAUGGCAUCAGUCAUGUGAUCAACACCAAGACUAACCUGGUGGCCCUGCUGGCUGACUUCAGCCACGUCAACCGCAUCGAGAUGUACACAGAGGAGGAGAAAGAAGUCAGAGUAGAGCUUCAUGUUCUGGAUGUCAAGGUAAAAUCUAUCUUCUAAAUGGACUCAUUCUAAAUGUGGUAUUUUUUCCCCCCGUUAAUCAUAUCACAUUGAACUUUUACCAGUUGAAUAUGGAUACAUUUAAAAUACUUUUUUUGUGUUCAGCUUUUUCUGAAAUAUUUUAUAAAAAUACGCAAAUUAGGCGAUAUCUCAUUAAAUAUGUGCAUAUUUGCAUACCACACAAAUUCAUGUUUCUGGACACUGGAUGAAGUCAGCUCAAACAUUUUAGUUUCAUUUUGUUAAGACACUCUAAGGAUAACCGCACAGAGCAUGGUGUGAAUGCAGAUGCUUCUGAAGCUGAGAGAAAUGAGUUGGCAUGUGAGAAAAGUCUGACUUUCAGGAAAUGACAGUUAAAGACAAGUACACUGAAUUUAGACUACCAAACGCCAAAAGCCUGUUUAGACCCAAUCACCAUCUCUUCAAGGCGAAGGUCGAGAGCCAUGCGUCCUCCGAAACAUGACCCUGCCAAGCCGCACUGCUUCUUGACACACUGCUCGCUUAACCCGGAAGCCAGCCGCACCAAUGUGUUGGAGGAAACACCGUCCAACUGGAGACCGUGUCAGCGUGCAUGCGCCCGGCCCGCCACAGGAGUCGCUAGAGCACGAUGGGACAAGGACAUCCCGGCCGGCCAAACCCUCCCCUAACCCAGACGACGCUGGGCCAAUUGUGCGCCGCCUCAUGGGUCUCCCGGUCGCGGCCGGCUGCGACACAGCCUGGGAUCGAACCUGGAUCUGUAGUGAUGCAUCUAGAGCUGCGAUGCAGUGCCUUAGACUGCUGCGCCACUCGGGAGUCCCACCAAAGUAAGUUAUUAAAUGUAGUCCACUUUGUAACAUUCUCUAUGAACUGGACUUAAAACCUCUUAGAUGUAAAGUCCCGUUUUUAGGGGACAUGCGUGGUUCUGGUACCGGUUCCGUCCAACAUGUUCGCUUAUAAAUCGAUCUGUGGAUUCCCGUAGAUGGAAAUGGCUUGCAUGUCCUGGUUCCCACGGACACACUAGUAUGAGCCUUGUGUGACCUACUGUAGGAUGUGAAAUCUGAAACCACUUGAAGCUGGGAUGUCCCUCCUACCAUUUCAUUCGCUCUUCCGACUGUCCAUCAACUCCUGGCUGAACCCUGCUAUACAUCACAAAGCACAUGCCUGCAAUGGUUACACCGUAGCACAUUCAGAGAUCGAUUUAUAGCCAUUCAUCUAAAAUAAUUCAUAGAUUUGAAACAAAAAACACUUUCUGUUUUUCGUAGAUGGGUGUGAAAUGAAAGGCGAGCUCCUAACGAGUUCAGGAAGCCAAGCUACAGCCCUGUGAGACGGUCACAGGCAAGGGGGCAGACAUUUUGAUCAAGGGAGACCUUUAGAAAAUAUGCACAUUUUCUCUAACACUAAACAUACUAAUAUGUAUUUUACAGUUAUAAGGAAGGUGAAAUAUUAUAGUUAGUCAAUUUAUCAUUUGAUUAUGCUAUAUUUAGAAAGCAUAUAAGUAAUUUCAAGCCUUAUUCAUACAGUUUUGUUGAAUAGGAAAUACAUAAUAUGGACUGCCCACUCCAUGAUCUCGCCAUCACGGUUGACAACUCCAUUGUGUCCUCCUCCCAGAGUGCAAAGAACCUUGGCGUGACCCUGGACAACACCCUGUUGUUCUCCGCUAACAUCAAAGUGGCGACCCGAUCCUGCAGGUUCAUGCUCUACAACAUUCGCAGAGUGCGACCCUUCCUUACACAGAAAGCGGCACAAGUCCUAAUCCAGGCACUUGUCAUCUCCCGUCUGGAUUACUGCAACUCGCUGUUGGCUGGGCUCCCUGCCUGUGCCAUUAAACCCCUACAACUUAUCCAGAACGCUGCAGCCCGUCUGGUGUUCAACCUUCCCAAGUUCUCUCAUGUCACCCCGCUCCUCCGCACACUCCACUGGCUUCCAGUUGAGGCUCACAUCUACUACAAGACCAUGGUGCUUGCCUACGGAGCUGUGAGGGGAACGGCACCUCCUUACCUUCAGGCUCUGAUCAGUCCCUACACCCAAACGAGGGCACUACGUUCAUCCACCUCUGGCCUGCUAGCCCCCCUACCUCUACGGAAGCACAGUUCCCGCUCAGCCCAGUCAAAGCUAUUCGCUGCUCUGGCACCCCAAUGGUGGAACAAGCUCCCCCAUGACGCCAGAACAGCGGAGUCACUGACCACCUUCCGGAGACACUUGAAACCCUGGAAUAGUAUAAAGUAAUCCUUCUUCCCCCACCCCCCAUUUAAAAAAAAAAGGACCAAAAAAAUAGUACAAAAAAAAAAGUUUAAUGCACCAUUUUGUAAGUCGCUCUGGAUAAGAGCGUCUGCUAAAUGAUGUAAAUGUAAAUAAUAUAAAAUAUUUCAUAUUUUCAUAUUUUAAUCAUAUUUGUACUGUGUACUUGAGCUUGUGUCCCCAAAUGUGAUUACACCUCAGGAAUGUGUAACUAUUUUAACCAGAAAGGUGAGAUUUUCCCCUUUCUUUGAGUAUGCAGCAUUACUAGUUAUUGUUUAUGGUAAAUUAGAAUUGUCUCAUGAUAAAUAAUUACCUUUGGGGAUUACAUUUUUUAAAUGAAGUGUCAUUACCUGUAGUGAGCUUUGAAAUUAUGGAUUUAUGUCCAUUUUAAUAUGGUUCAAAUUCCUGAAAAUGAUAAACAAAAUAAAAUAUAUAUCUACAUCAAGUUUUAGAAAUGUUAUGUUUACCUUUUAAAGUACUAAUAUUAAAGGACCAAAAUACCCCAAAAAUCUCAGAACUGAUAAGUUGAUGCAACAAAAAAAAUUUCAGCCUGCGGUGCCUCGCCUUAAUAAGCAACAAAAUCAUAUCCAGUAAUAAUAUUGAGCAAAGAAAUUAAUGCUCAAUGAGAACCAUUAGAAUAACACUAAGCCUUGACAUUACUUCAUCUGACGGUCUAUUUCCAUUUUGUGUGUGUUCAUUGUCGUCCUCUUAUCUCCCUGUUCUCCAGCCCAUCACUCUGCUAAUGGAGUCCACUGAUGCGAUGAAUCUGGCCUGUCUGACUGCUGGAUACUACAGACUACUGGUGGACUCUCGCCGUUCCAUCUUCAACGUGUUCAAAACAGGGAAUGCAGACACCGGUGAGUCUAGACUCUGUACAGUUCCAUCUACAACGUGGUCAAAACAGGGAAUGUAAACACCGGUGAGUCUCUAGACUCUAUAUAGUUCAAAAGUCUGCUAUUGCAGAAACCUGAUUAUCAACCCCUGGUUUGGUUCCUGUCCUCAGGCCAUGACUCCAGAGUAAAGCAGAAAUACCAGGCCAUAGAGUUGACGUACAGCACCUCCUUUAGGGGAUGUGAGGAGCACCAGCACCACAACAGUCAGAGCUGCACCAGAGAGCCCUGCACCAACAGAGACUCAGACUACAUGGACCCCGUCUAUAUCACUGAGAUCCAGCAGCCGCCCCAGUACAGCAUGCACAUGGCAGAGAGGGUGAAUGCCAGAGGGGGGACCAGAGGCCCAACUCAUCCCCAGCCCUGCCUCUGUGUCCCCAGUGUCCCCAGUGUCACCAGGCCCAAACCCCAGGACUCCCCCCACAGCGCCAAGGUCUCCUUCAUCUUCGGGGAUCCUCCGUUAGACAGUGUGGACCCCCAGAACCUGGGCUACCAGAGGCUGAUGGAGGAGGCCCCAGAGGUUCUACACGACCACAGCCCCGUGUAUGAGCGACUAGAGGAGGACUGCAAGGGCAGGGAUCACAUGGCGAUGGACGGGGAGGGAUAUCCGUACGCCGCAAAAAUCUUCGGCAACACUGAGUGCAGCGAGGAGCCGCUGCUGCACGACAUCUGCUACGCGGACAUCACAGACGCGGACGAAGACGAGGAGGACGUCAGCUGCGAGGAGGACGUGGGACCGACGGGGGAUCUGGACAGGGCUACGUUCCUCUCGCUCUCUGGGUCCAGCGAUGACAUCAUCGACCUGACCUCCCUGCCCCCGCCAUCGGAGGACGACAAGGAUGCCGAGGACGUGUUCCUUCGCUCCCUCAACCUGGCCAUCGCAGCCCCGCCCCCAGGCUUCAGGGACCGCUCUGAUGAGGACGAGAGGCACGGGGCUGCCCAGGGGCCUGUCAGGAAGAGCCAGGGGACCCGUGAUGAUAUCCCAGCGUCCCUCAUAGACUCAGUCACCACACAGGGGGAGGAGGGCCCAGAAGGGGACGGGGCCCUGGACGAUGCUGUGGUGUCCACCUUACAGGCCCUGGAGGCCCUCGCAGCUUCCGAGGAGCAAAGCCCAAAACCACAGUCAGAAAAUAGCACAGGUUCUUCUUCUUACACUGUUGUAACAUUUAUUAAUUAACACCACGCAAAUUAUCCAGACAUUAACGUUUUGAUUUGUUGUUGUUGAUUUUUCAAUAAAAACCCAUUUUGUUCUAUGUUUCCAUUUUGUGUGUGUAUUGUUUCAUUAGUUUUGAAUGUAAAUCAUUUGCUGUGUCACACUCAUUUUGUCUCCAGAGAUUUUUUGUUGUUGUUUUGUGUAUCAUUUUGUUUGUUUUAUAAUUUAUGAACAAUGCACAAAUGCAUUUCAACUCACAACUUUCAUACUUUUUGUACCAAUUAAAUAUGUGCUAUUUUAUAAUAUCUCUCAGGUGCCUCAGGUGAAGUUGUUAAUAAAAUGUCUGUCUCUCUGUGGCACACAGGUGUAGAAAUAUCAAGGGCAUUUAGCCCCGAGUCCUCGUCAGACUCUGGCAACGAGACUAACUCCUCAGAGAUGACAGAGAGCUCAGAGCUGGUCGCUGCCCAGAAACUCUCUGAAACCCACCUGAGACUGUAUGUGGCCACUGCUGAGGGCUACCACACUCUGACUGAGGAGAAAACAGAGUUUCCCGUAACACAGUAUGAGGACGGGGCGGACCUGGGCAUACAGCACAACCCUCAGGAGACCCAGGGGGAGGAGGAGGAGUUGGAGGAGGAAUUGGAGGAGAAGAAGGAGGAGGGGGCCAAGUCCUUGGGUGUGUCAUCCACCCAGAUCCUACACUCAGAAGGGGGAGAGAUGGAGCCAGAGACCAUUGAGACCAAGUCCCUCACCGACUACUUCAGCAAACUGCACAUGGGCUCUUUGAUGAGCAAGCAGCCAGGGAAGCAGAGUGACCCUGAGGGCAGGAUUCAGGGAGAGACCAGUGACUCAACAGAAAAACGGAACAGCAACGUCCAGAUCUCAAAUAGAGGGGAGCCACCCAAAUAUAACGCUAUUGUAAGGGAAUCUCCAUACAUGAACCAAUUCGAGUUGGGGCGAACGCCGUAUCCGUAUCGAGAGAAGCCCCCAAGAUAUCACCGGCCGCCUGAAAACAAAGGGGCCAACAAUCUCUCCCCAGACUGUGUGAGUGACUCACACGCCUCCCACUCUGACAGGGCAACAAUUAAAGGAGACAAGCAGGACUGGGAUGAAAGGAGCCAGCAGUUAGACGCUCAUUCACACUCCCCUGCCAAAGACCCCCACAGUACCCAGGAAGCCAAUUUACCCAGCAGCGACCGGCAGCAGACGAGGAUCCCAUCAGCCGAGCAGGAUGUCACACGGCUAUAUGAGUACCACCUGAGUGAGCACAUGCCAUUGUUACAGAGCAACGAGGGUGUUGACUCCCUGCAGAGCUCCCAGUGCUCCUCCAUAGACGCUGGUUGCAGUACAGGAAGCAGCAGAUGUGUCACGCCCAUGGACUCUCCCCUCUGCACUGGAGAAAACACGCAUCUACUGUCGGAGUCUUCCCUUAAGGGAAUGGGCUAUAUGAGUUGGGAGGAGAAGGGCUAUGGCAGCCAAAGCCAGGGGACACAGCAAGGCAAGGCUAGACAUCAGACCAUGGACCCCACCCUGCUGAGGAAGAUCCACGCAGCCACCAGUGCCGAGCCUGGGUUCGGUACCAUGCGGGGAGAUGGCUGCCACCGGAUGCUGAAGAUAAAAGAAACCACAGGUAAAUAAAUAAGUCGUUUCCUAUGACGUCUGUGUGCUUACAGCUCUUAUUCCAGUCUUAUUCCAACCUCAUAGUGUGGAAAUAUAUAUAUAAAACACAGGAUGUUUAAGUGGAAGUGGGAAACACAAUUCUAGGAGGAAAGUGUGGCUGUUGAUAAAUAAUUCACUUUUGGGGAUUAGGAUGACAGGGUACUAUUAUCCAUUCAGGCAGAAAGACAGUAACAAGAAUGUCACUGGCAUUUAUACAAUAAUACAAUGCAAACAUGAGUAGCACAGGAGGCUGCUGAGGGGAGGACGGCUCAUAAUAAUGUCCGAAACGGAGCGAAUGGAAUUGCACCAAACACCUGGGAACCAUGUGUUUGAUGUAUUUGAUACCAUUCCACCGAUUCCGCUCCAGCCAUUAACAUGAGCCCGUCAUCGCUAGUUAAGGAGCCACCGACCUCCUGUGAUGUGUAGAGGAUUGGUGUAAGAUGUAAUAAUAUUGCUGUGUGUGAGCCCUUCUAAGUACAUUAUGCAACACUUGCUGCAGGGAGAGUUUGUCAAAGUGCUGAAAUGCACCUCUGUUCUAUUUUACACCACUCUCUUGAAAUCAAGCUAUGUUAUGAAAGCAUCAUUAGAUAAAACUCUUACAAAAAAAAGUCCUCUAAUGAAAACAGGAAAGGGUGAUGAGUGAUCAAAGCAAUGCACCAUGUUGUCAGGGAGAUGCUUAAUGAUUAUCUUUGUAUUUCUGCUCCCCGUAGUGUAGCUUGCACACAGCUGGAGACGGCUGCAGGGAAAGACUCCUCCUCAGCUCUCUCCAACGAGGUCAACGCCGCCGCCACCACCACCUCACCACCUCACCACCGUCAUUCACCAGUAGCAGCAGCACGGAGUCCAGUGUGCCCAGUGUGCCAAAGCAGCAGGGGUGCCACAAUCCUGAGACCCUCCCGCACCGCACCCAGGCAUUCCCCUCAAGCUUACAACCAUGUGACCGUAUCACAGGCAGCCUCAGGUUGUCGGAUGCUGAGGAUUUGCUGGAGCAGCCUCAUGCCGGGCUCUGGGAGCCUCGAAGCGCUGCUGGAGAAAGCAAAAGCCACUCUGAGCGGGAGGAGCGGGAGGAGCGCCCAGAGUCCAGUCACCUGACGACCCCACCAAGCCACAGAGGAGAUCUGCUCUGAGCGGGAGGAGCGCCCAGAGUCCAGUCACCUGACGACCCCACCAAGCCACAGAGGAGAUCUGCUCUGAGCGGGAGGAGCGCCCAGAGUCCAGUCACCUGACGACCCCACCAAGCCACAGAGGAGAUCUGCUCUGAGCGGGAGGAGCGCCCAGAGUCCAGUCACCUGACGACCCCACCAAGCCACAGAGGAGAUCUGCUUUUUCCAAGACACUUUCCAUGAGCUUGUCCUUGUCUCAUGGUUCAGUAUUGGUCCGUUAGAACGGUUAGCGCUCAGUCCUCUGGCAGGAGGCUCAUCAGAGGUGCCUCCAUCAUGCUGCCAGCAUCAUGGGAUGCCAAGCAGCUCUGAGCCAUGCCACUACCCAGACUGGACAGUAGGAGGUGGUGGAGGUGCCUGGAGGAGGUGCCACGGGCCCUUCACUCACUGCUUCCCCAAGAGGAAGACCAACAUGGAUGGGGACGAUGUAGAUGAAGGUGGAGAAAAAAAAAACACCCCCCCCCAGCCGUUCUCUGGGGGUCGAAGGGCCCAGUCACGCCCUACCAACACAAGUGUUGAGGCAGAGAACACAAUCUCUCUAUACGCCUCUGGAGCUGAACCCUUCGCUGUGGCUGAACAGCUCAACAUGGCCAAUGGUGUGACUGUGAGUGACAUGAGUCUGGGAGCUAAGCUGGCCCAUGGGAACUCAUUGGAGGGAAGACCUACAGCCUCCCCAAUGGGGUCCCAGACACACAGAGAGAUGCCCUUUAGAUAA
Messenger RNA from Coregonus sp. 'balchen', 18869 nucleotides. NCBI's taxonomy places the organism in Eukaryota, Metazoa, Chordata, Actinopteri, Salmoniformes, Salmonidae. The record is from the annotation of a GenBank genome assembly.